Lymnaea stagnalis (great pond snail) is the source of this 1905-nucleotide messenger RNA. NCBI's taxonomy places the organism in Eukaryota, Metazoa, Mollusca, Gastropoda, Lymnaeidae. The record is from the annotation of a GenBank genome assembly.
ACAAUAGUUCAUGCCAUGAGACUAAUUAGGUCCCCUGAACAGCGCAAGUUUUAUACGAUUGUGUGACGACUAUCCUGGAAACGCUGACGUAAUACAUCAUACUUCUUUGUUUAUUUUCUCUAUCACACAAAUUAACAAAUUUAAAAACAUAAAAAUAGCCAUAUCAAGAAGUUUAUAGCGGCACGCCGCUAAUUGCCGGUGAGUAAUCUUCAAAUGACUUGGUGUUAAGGAAAUGAUUUUUUUGUUGCUUGUUUAAAAGUUAUUUUAUUUUAUUUUUUUAACACUUUCCUUGAUAGCCUGACUUAAGUUUGAGAUACUUGAUUCUUAAUCUAAUGAGUCAAAUGAGUGCAUUUCAUCCUUUUGAGAGUACAGUGUUUGUAUUAUAACUUAAAUUCGCCUAGCUUUAAGUAAAUUUAAAUUAAUAUGAUUCAAUAUAUAAUAUAAUUUAGAAUAUCGUUCGUCUGCCACUGACCACUGCCAGUCAUGUGCAUAGGCCUAAAUAUUUUUAUGACAACCAACAUUUGUAAAAAGAAAAUGCCACUAAACUAUGUAUUUAUAGUUUAAAUAAAAUGUUUAUGCAUUCACUGUAUUUAUAAAAAUCAUCACUUCUUCUUCUUACUUCUUAAAGUAAGGCAGGCAAACUGAAAUAAUUUUUACAUUAUUGGGGUAAUUGCUAAUUAAAUUAAUAUCAUGGUACAGCUUAUUUGUUAGCCCCAAGGCCUUAUUGAGUGAAAUUAUAAAUUCACCUUGAAUACAUGGAUUUUUAAAAAAAAAGUCAGUCCCCUUUAUACAAUAACAUUUAGCCAAUUAUUGUAUGACAUUCACAAGAACAUGUCAAGUUAAGUAUCCGAACACCUUUUUUAAAAUUUCUAAUUAUUUAUGCAUUUUUUCACCAUUAGAUCAAACGAGGUGCAUUGCAGACAACAGCGCAGCACCAAAGAUGAAUGCUGACCAUACUACCAGCAUGUCUCCCAAUACAUUCCGGCGAUUGCUCGCCGCCCAUGGGAGAUCAAGCACCCUCGGUAUGUUUGACACAACAACACAGAUCGAUGCGAACAAGAUAAUCAAGAAACUGAUCGAGAACAAGAAGAACCCUGAUGGUGCCGAUGCUGGUGGGAAACAGCCCCUUCAUUUGGACAGUGACCACAUAGUUGCAAAGUAUUUAGUCGAGAGCACACAGCCACCAAGAGAUGCUGUGAUGAACCCCCCGCUGUCCAAGGUUCAUAGUUCUGAGCCCAAUCAAGUUCUCAGCAGCUACUCCUUCUACAAGCGCCCGUUUAAGGUUUAUGGCAAGGAGGCUUGGGAGUUCGCUAUGAGGGACUUGGGCAGUAUCGACACCUUGCUCAACCGCUAUGGGUACGUCAAGCCGCAGCUGAGGGGAAAACUUAAUAAGACUAACAGCGCUGAGGUUAUUCCCAAUUAACAGGAGAAAAUAAUGAGAUGAUGAACCCAAUUUACCAAGUAUCCAUAUACAACAAAAACAAUAGAAACAAGGUAUGCCAGACUUCUCUGCUGUUAUAGAUCAAAAUUGUUACUAUUAAAAGGAGUAUAGUAAAAUUAUUUGUUUUUCUCCAUUUGUUUUUGUUUUUUUAGUUUACUUAUUAAUUUGAUGGAUAAUUUGGCCAAUCAUUUUGAAAAUUUACUUUAUCCUGAGUGCUCUUAAGAGCUUAAGUACCAGCAAUGACAUUAAGCAGGGCUGCAGAGUCAACAUUCUAUUAUACAAUUUCAACUCAAGCUUCAUGACACUAUCUAUGAGGUAUGGCAAAAGCCAGGGAUGUUUCCACUGUGGGAGCUGAUGAAUGCCACAAUUUUCAAAGUUUUAUUUGCAGUGCUUGCUGAGAUGUUUACAAAACCCAGCCUGAUAACACCCCUACAGUUAAAAAAACACACACAAACAAACAUAAG